AUUUGUGAUCUUCACCUUUCCAACCGGAAGUUUAAACACAAUUUACUUUCAAUUAAGAAAUACAUUGCCAUUUUUGUUUAUUAACUUAUGAUUAGUAUGGUUUAUACAGGAUAAAGUCAUGGAUGCUACACAAGGCUUUGUUGAGGAAAUAGAUAUUCAAGAAAUAAACUUUUAUGAGAUAGUUGGUAAAGGAGCGUUUGGUGUGGUAAGCAGAGCUAGUUGGCGUGCAAAGGAUGUGGCAGUGAAGCUUAUAGAAACAGAGUCUGAAAAGAAAGCGUUCCUCACAGAGCUGAAGCAGCUGUCCCGUGUGAACCACCCAAACAUCGUCAAACUCUAUGGUGCAUGCUCAAAAGCACCUGUGUGCCUUGUUAUGGAAUAUGCAGAAGGAGGUUCACUGUAUAAUGUGCUACAUGGGGUGGGGCCUCAACCCAGCUACACGGCUGCCCAUGCCAUGAGUUGGGCUCUGCAGUGUGCCAACGGGGUGGAGUACCUGCACAGCAUGAAACCCAAGGCUCUCGUACACAGAGAUCUCAAACCACCCAACCUAUUGCUUAUCAUGGGUGGUACAGUGCUGAAGAUCUGUGACUUUGGCACUGCCUGUGACAUCCAGACACACAUGACCAACAACAAAGGAAGUGCUGCAUGGAUGGCACCAGAGGUCUUUGAAGGAAGCAACUACAGUGAGAAGUGUGAUGUGUUCAGCUGGGGUAUCAUCCUGUGGGAGGUGUUCACACGCAGGAAACCCUUUGAUGAGAUCGGAGGGCCGGCCUUCAGGAUCAUGUGGGCCGUCCACAAUGGUACACGACCACCCCUGAUCAGGAAUUUACCCAAGCCUCUGGAGCUCCUCAUGACAAGAUGCUGGUCAGGCAAUCCUAGAGAGAGGCCAUCCAUGGCAGAAGUGGCAAGAAUCAUGGCACAUCUCUUUCAGUUCUUUGCUGGUGCUGAUGAGCCCUUGGAGUACCCACAGUACGAGGACGAGUCACCAGACUACAUAAUCUAUGCAUCAGGCUUCAGUUCACACAUGCAGACCGGGGUCCCACUAUGGCACGAAUGCGUCGGGAAUCGUCCACACCAAAACCUGCUGCCAGCGUCUGGCGGGGAGUCCCGCACAAGCACCAUCAGUGAGACAGUGCGGCACAGCGGGGACUACAUACCUCCGGGGCAAACACAUGUCCAGUAUGUCUACUCACACAUCAGUGCUCCAUCAACUGUGCCGGAGGAGGAGAAUCUAGCCCAGAAGAGCGCUCCCCCCUCCCUGGCAGCCAGUAGAGAGAGUCUUGUUGGAAUACACAGCCCUCGCUCAGGGACACCCAUAGACUUUCAGAAGAGGUACUCUGCUGACCUGACACACAUGCCAGAGUAUAACAUCAUCACUCAAGGUGGCACACCAAUCAUACAUCCUAAAGUGUUAGGUCAUCGAAGGUCGGGGUCCCAUGGCACACCCACGUUCCUAGUGCCAGCGGGAGUUAUGCCUAAUGCAUGUUUAAUGCAGAACAAAGGUCGUGGUCACAGACGUAUUGGGUCAGACGGAUAUUCUGACAUCGUAACCACCCAUGGACCCAUGGUGCAGCCCCCCUCCAACAUCAGCAUCCAGAAGUCUCCCCCUGCAACCAUACACCACGUCAGCACCUAUCCAGGCAAUCUGCACACAGGGUCAAGAGAGACUACUCCAGUGCCUCAUGCAGGUUCCAGGGAGAAUACUCCGCCCUGCCGGUCAGUGUCCUAUAACCCCACCCCCACAACAGCUGACUCGACCAAUCGGGCCGCAGGCAGGUCCGCCUCCUGGACCUCAGAGGUUCCCAUCAUGCCUCCACUCAGCGUCAAUGUCAAUCUUGGCCCUGACCCAGCUAUGCCAUACUUAGGGGCUGGUGUAACACAUAUCCUUCACAACCCGCUGUCCAACCAAGCGAUGUCCCUUGUCUAUCAGUCACUGGACCACCAGUACCAGCCGAUAGCUCCAUGUCCCACCAGCAGUGAAUCUAUGGAGAUCUUUCACCGGCACUGCAAGCUGGCCCAGCAGUAUCUGCGGUAUCAGACAGAGAUAGCCAUGUUUGAGCAGACAAGGCACGAGCUGCGUAAGGAGCUGCAGGAUGACGUGAUGGACCAGCAGAGCAACGACCAGCUCAUGGAGGAGUACAUCAAACUGUCCAGUGAGAAUGAGAGCCUGAAGAAGUUCCACCAGAAUCUCACCAUGCAGCUGGACCAGAUCAAGAAAAAGCAGCAGAACACGAAGCGUUAUGGAAACCUGAAAUGAAACAUUAUAAGCAGCAGAACACCAAGCGUUAUGGAAACCUGAAAUGAAACAUUAAAAGCAGCAGAACACGAAGCGUUAUGGAAACCUGAAAUGAAACAUUAUAAGCAGCAGAACACGAAGCGUUAUGGAAACCUGAAAUCAAAAAUUAUAAGCAGCAGAACACGAAGCGUUAUGGAAACCUGAAAUCAAAAAUUAUAAGCAGCAGAACACAAAGCGUUAUGGAAACCUGAAAUGAAACAUUAUGGGGCUUCCUCACACCUUGUCUCAACAUCUGAUUGCCUCAAAAUAUUGUCAAAAACGUCUGAAACUUGAUAUGUCCUCCACAAAUCUGAAAUGUUAUGAAGUUUUCUGACACCUUGACGGCAUGUGUGGAGGUUUGUGUCUUGUCAUCAUGACUCAUCAUAAAUGGUUGGUUCUCACUGCCAUGUCUUGAGUUUUCAAGAGCCAAUGCCUUGACUGUGGCCUGGUGCACUGAUCUUCAUCUAUCUAGACAUAGCCAAUGCCUUGACUGUGGCCUGGUACACUGAUCUUCAUCUAUCUAGACAUAGCCAAUACCUUGACUGUGGCCUGGUACACUGAUCUUCAUCUAUCUAGACAUAGCCAAUGCCUUGACUGUGGCCUGGUGCACUGAUCUUCAUCUAUCUAGACAUAGCCAAUGCCUUGACUGUGGCCUGGUGCACUGAUCUUCAUCUAUCUAGACAUAGCCAAUACCUUGACUGUGGCCUGGUACACUGAUCUUCAUCUAUCUAGACAUAGCCAAUGCCUUGACUGUGGCCUGGUGCACUGAUCUUCAUCUAUCUAGACAUAGCCAAUGCCUUGACUGUGGCCUGGUGCACUGAUCUUCAUCUAUCUAGACAUAGCCAAUGCCUUGACUGUGGCCUGGUACACUGAUCUUCAUCUAUCUAGACAUAGC
Molecule: messenger RNA, 3167 nt
Organism: Dreissena polymorpha
Lineage: Eukaryota; Metazoa; Mollusca; Bivalvia; Myida; Dreissenidae
Product: mitogen-activated protein kinase kinase kinase 7-like
Biological process (GO): positive regulation of canonical NF-kappaB signal transduction; JNK cascade; protein phosphorylation
Molecular function (GO): ATP binding; magnesium ion binding; MAP kinase kinase kinase activity
Source: RefSeq, a predicted model, not a curated record